Messenger RNA from Penicillium griseofulvum, 1557 nucleotides. Its product is annotated as Major facilitator superfamily domain, general substrate transporter. Gene Ontology annotation, molecular function: transmembrane transporter activity. NCBI's taxonomy places the organism in Eukaryota, Fungi, Ascomycota, Eurotiomycetes, Eurotiales, Aspergillaceae. The transcript has 4 exons. The coding region runs from base 1 to 1557 and encodes 518 amino acids. Gene Ontology annotation, biological process: transmembrane transport. Gene Ontology annotation, cellular component: membrane. The record is from RefSeq and is a predicted model, not a curated record.
AUGGCAGACCAGGAUAUCAAACACUCUCCCAAGGGAGAUAUUGAUGUAUCAUCUGAAAAGGAUGUCGUGGAAGGUGUCGUGGUCACUGUUACCAAAGAAGAGAAUGACCGAAUUAAGAAAAAGACCGAUAUGGUCAUCCUCCUCAUCCUCAUCUGGGUGUAUUUCCUACAGAUUUUGGAUAAAGGUGUUUUGGGAACGGCGGCGUUGUUCAAUCUCCAGUCUGAUAUGAAGCUAGUGGGGAAUCAGUAUUCCCUCAUAGGAACGAUUGCUCCCGCCGCGCAACUGGCGUGGCAGCCAUUCUCCGCAUACAUCCUGGUCAACGUUCCUCCCCGUAUUCUCAUGCCAACUAUGAUUCUCGGAUGGGGUAUCGCUGUGACCUGCAUGGCUGCCUGCAAUACCUUCGGAACGUUUAUGGCCGCUCGUUUUUUCAUGGGUCUGUUUGAAGCUGGAUGUAUGCCUCUGUUCACCAUCCUCACCGGUAGAUGGUACCGCCGCAUUGAACAGCCGAUUCGUAUCGCCCUUUGGUACUCUGGUAACGGCACAGGUACUAUGGUCGCUGCUUCUUUGGCUUAUGGCCUUGGCCAUAUUCAAUCUGAUAUCUUGAAGCCGUGGCAGAUUAUUUUCCUAUUUGUUGGUCUUGUGACUGUCGUCACCGCACCCUUCAUUUACUGGAAGCUGGACAAUGACGUUACUACUGCCCGUUUUCUUACCGAACACGAGCGACACCAGGCUGUGGAGCGUCUCCGUGCCAACAAGAAUAGUUCAACCUCCUACGAAUUCAAGUGGUCACAGGCUCUUGAGGUUUUCCUAGAACCUAAGAGUUGGCUUUUCAUUACGAUGGCCUUGCUCCCGAACAUGGGCUCCGCCUUGCCUAGUCUUUUCGGUCCUCUCAUUGUGACUGGUUUCGGUUUCGACAAGUUCCAGGCUGCCCUUCUCAACAUUCCCUUUGGAGCUAUUACGACGAUUGUGAUCAUUCUUAGCUGCUGGGCCUCCCAUAAGGCGAAGCUCAAGUCUGCUGUUUUGGCUGCUUUCAUGCUUCCAGUGGUGGUUGGAAUCGCCAUUCUUUACGCGCUUCCACACGAUGAUAAGAAAAACCAAGGACCGCUGCUCUUCGCAUACUAUUUGACUUCGUUUAUCUAUGCCGCCAAUCCCCUUCUUCUCUCUUGGGUCGUUGGAAAUACGGCCGGUGCUGCCAAGAUGUCCACCAUGGUUGCAUUUUACCAGGCUGGUACUUCCGCUGGUGCCCUCUCGGGUCCCCUUCUGUUCACCGCUGAUCAGGCUCCCGGGUAUCUUGCCGGAACGCGUGCUGUGCUCGGUCUCUUCAUUGCAUUGCUUGGCUGCGUGGGUAUUCAGUUCCUCAACCUUUGGUUCUUGAACAAGCAGCACAAGAAGCGCAGAAUUGCGAACGGUAAGGCUGGUGAUAUCAAGGAUACCUCUAUGACCACUGAGGUUGGCGUCGAUCGUAAUGUUCAGGGCGAACAAGGGGAACAAGGGGAGGAAGUGCCCUUCAAAGACAUCACGGACAAGGAAAACGACGAGUUUGUGUAUAUCUAUUGA